GUAACAAAAUGCAUUAAGUCUAAGACUAUGUGACAACACACUUGUGCAUUCUAAAACCAUUUUACAUUUUAAAAAUAAAAUAAAGUAUAAUUAUAAUGAAACAAGUUUGAUGCUGAUGUAGGAGCCACUGCAAAACUAUCUUAAAAUCAAACACUGAUCCACUACACUGAGUUGAAUGACUGACAAGAAUGGUGCAACUGCUACAGGAAAGAAUUCUCAACAUGAAAUUCACAGCAUUUACAAUUCACCAGUUUUUAAAUCUUUCAUGGCUGGAGCAAUCAGUGGGACUUGCUCUGCCAUAUUGUUUCAACCUCUAGACCUAGUUAAAACUAGGUUACAAAAGUCUGAUAAUGUUGGAUUGGGCAUGUUUGCAGCCAUUCGAAAUGUUGUUCGUCAAGAAAAGAUCACUGGCCUAUGGAAUGGUCUUAUACCUUCACUUGUGCGAUGUGUUCCGGGUAUUGGCUUUCAUUUUGCCAGUCUUCAUUGGCUGAAGUCCACAUUUGGAAGUGAGAACCCUCACCCAUUUGAAUCUGCACUGAUAGGAGCAUCAGCCAGAACUAUUGCAGGCAUCCUGGUGCUACCUGUUACAGUCAUGAAGACCAGAUAUGAGAGUGGUGACUUCCAUUACAGUGGACUACUACAAGCAUUGAGAUUGACAUACAGAAAAGAAGGAUUUAGAGGUCUGUACAGUGGCCUUGGUCCAACAAUGUUACGUGAUGUCCCCUUCUCAGGCAUCUACUACAUGUUUUAUUCACAGCUUAGAACUUUGACCAGAGAUAAGCAAACAUUUACAGCCCCAUACAUCCACUUUACCAAUGGAAUAUUAGCAAGCUGCUUGGCUUCAUUAGUAACACAACCAGCUGAUGUGAUCAAGACUUACAUGCAGCUUAAUCCACAGAAAUAUGCCAAGUUCUCCACAGUGAUCAUCUAUAUAUAUACAGAGCUGGGGCUGGUUGGUUUCUGGAGAGGUAUUGUCCCUCGUACUGUAAGACGUACUUUGAUGUCUGCUAUGUCUUGGACCGUAUAUGAAGAGAUAAUGAGGGCAUGCAAUAUUAAAACCUAGAUCAAAAUAUGAGAUUAAGAUCUGACAUUGGAAGAGAAUAAAUUGACUAUCUAAGUGGUCUCCAAGGCUGUUGGUUUGUUUUAGCAGUUUUUCUGUGGAUCUGUUUCAGAUUGCAUAAGACAGAACCAAAGAAUGGUUUUCACUAAGUGGAUAUUGUUUUCUAUGAAAACAUGUUUUACAGAGCACAUUAUAUGCCUUGUACCAGUAGAUAUAUUGUCCACAUCAGUAUGAUCUGGCCUGAGCUAUUUAAUUCCCAAG
Molecule: messenger RNA, 1321 nt
Organism: Physella acuta
Lineage: Eukaryota; Metazoa; Mollusca; Gastropoda; Physidae
Product: mitochondrial glycine transporter A
Biological process (GO): glycine import into mitochondrion
Cellular component (GO): mitochondrion; mitochondrial inner membrane
Molecular function (GO): glycine transmembrane transporter activity
Source: RefSeq, a predicted model, not a curated record